AUGGUUGACGAUCAUCAUCAGAAGACUGCGCUGGGGAUCGUGGUCGCAUUCCCGAUCCUGGGCGGUAUUGCUGUUCUUUUACGGCUUUGGGCUCGGUCUUUAUCGAGAUCUGCCCUGACAAGUGACGAUUACCUCAUUGUUGCAGGAUAUAUUCUGGCCAUAUCGCAGUCAGUUACCUCGUGGUACUAUAUCAAGACUAAUUAUGUUGGAAUCCACGUGUGGGAUAUCCCCAAGGACUAUGAUGUCAAGCAAGGUUUAAUUUGGAACUAUGCGAAUCAAAUCCUGUACAACCCAUGCUUGACGCUUAUUAAGGUCUCAAUCCUGAUGUUCCUCCGCCGACUCGAAUCACGCUCCCGUGUCGUCAACAUCCUCAUCUGGGCAUCCUUGGCUGUAAUCACAGCGCUCUUCAUCGCCGUUCUCCUUGUCGACAUCUUUCAAUGCCACCCGAUAGCUUACAACUGGGACAUGACAAUCAAAGGCGGAAAAUGCAUCGACCAAGGCGCUUUCUACGUAUCAACCGCAGCACUCAACCUCUUCACGGACCUAAUGGUGAUCUCAAUCCCGAUCAUAAUCACCUGGCAUCUCCAAAUGCCCCUCCGGCGAAAGAUCGCCGUAUGCUUCAUUCUAUGCCUCGGCGGAGUUGCAACGGCAAUCGGCGUCUGGCGCAUAAUAAUCCUCGCAAAAGCCUUCUUCCCAACCGGACCAGUCGAAGACCCAACUUUCUCUAUAGGCUUCUGCAGCUCCGCUGUCGAGGUUAACGUGGCCGUGAUCACAGCCUGCGGACCCUCGAUGAAAGCAAUUUCUAGCAAAUAUCUCCCCCAUCUCCUCGGUACAUCCCGGAACGGAAAAUCGAGCUAUGGCGAGACAAGUGGCUCGCGGGGAAUCCGGAAAUCACGUUUCUUCCACAAUAGUAGGAAGUCGAGUCAGCUGCACUCGGGUGCUGAUGGUGAUGGGGACUACGAGAUGGCAGAUCCGUCGAGGGGAAAUCGGGUGGAUGUUGUUGGCGCUGAUAAGGGUUCGUUCGAUAUGCGGAAGUAUAGACGUGGUGGGGAUAGUCCUUCUAUUUCUAGUGGGAGUUUGGAGCUUGAGGGGCCGGCUGGAAUUCUUAAGACAACGGGCGUUUCGGUGCAGUAUACUAAUGGCAGUGAGGAUGGGAAGUCAAGGGAUGAGAAGGGCCCUGGUGUUAGUGCGGAUAGUCUGGUUUAG
Molecule: messenger RNA, 1206 nt
Organism: Penicillium longicatenatum
Lineage: Eukaryota; Fungi; Ascomycota; Eurotiomycetes; Eurotiales; Aspergillaceae
Exons: 5
Coding region: 1-1206 (401 amino acids)
Source: RefSeq, a predicted model, not a curated record